AUGGAGCCUUCCCUCUCUCUCGCCUGCGAGGCGGUCCGCCUGCUGCAGCUCCACGGUGUCUCGCCUCUUCUGUCUUCUCCCUUGACCCAGGACUGUCUCCGUCUCCCUGCGGCUGCCCCUGCGUCUGCGCGUUCGACGCGCGCGAGCCCGCCGCCGCUUUGCGCGUUUUAUUCGUCAUUUUCGCCCGACGUGUCCUCUCCUCCCUUCGAAGACGAUGCAGCUCCGCCUUCUCGCCGCGCGGGCCCAGGCGCGCAACCGCUACCCUGCGGACUUCUCUCUUCCGCCCCAGCGACGCCUCUAGACGUUCCUGCUUGCAUCCGCCGACCGGAUAUAGGCGCCUCAGCCUCUCCCUUUUGCUCGCGUCGCCCUCGCGCGACGCAUCCCCCUUCUCCCUCCUCUCCUUCUUCUUCCCGGCCAUCUUCGUCCUCUGAUUUUUCUUCUUGUCCAUCUUCUUCGUCUCAGGCGUGCGCAUGUUGCGAGGCGAGCGUGGAGAGUUCUUCUCUCUGCGCCGCCGCCGUCUUCAAAGAGACUGACGCACGCCGGGCCUCGAAGCGGCGCGCGCGCGACUCUUCCGCGAGCUUCUCCUCCGGCGCGGCGGCGACCUGCGCCUACCCGCCGAGCGGCUGCCGAUUCUUCUUCGCCGCGCACGCGCCCAGCAGCGCGCGGGUCGUCUGCUGCGUCUGGGCGCGGCGCCGCGCGGAUGCAGACGCCAGCCGAAGCCGCGAAGGGGGCAAUGAGCGAGAAGAAAAGCAGCGCGAAAGAUGCUGCUGUCGAGAGCGCGAGGCCGCGAGCUGCGAGGCAAUCCUCACCUCCGCAGUCCUCCAGGCUGCGGCGCCUCAAGGAGAAGAUGAUGACCCGAGCCGGGGAGAAGCAGAAGAGGACGCGGGCGAGGGAGAGCGAACAGCAGAGGAUUCGUUGAGGCUCGAUGGGAUCCGUGCGGCCUCUGCCUCGUGCGCCUUCACGCGAGGAAGCGGCCGCGAUCUCGCGGGAUCCUGGGAGGAGGCCUGCGGGCGGGCGCCAUGCUGCGCGACGCGCAUGGAGGAACAGCGAUGGAGUGUGCCGAUCGCGCGGCGCGGAGAAGAAGAAGUCUGCUCAGUGGUAAGUGGCGCGAAGACGGAAGGACGCCAAGCCAGCGAAAAAGGCGAAAAAGCCGCAGAAACCGAGGCGCAGAGACUCAAGGCGUACUCUGCAGAUGAGCUGCACUCCACACAGUCUACAGAGAGAAGAGAAAAACGGAUAGGGCGGGAGCUGUUCACUUUUUCAAAUUAG
Besnoitia besnoiti is the source of this 1269-nucleotide messenger RNA. Its product is annotated as zinc finger, C3HC4 type (RING finger) domain-containing protein. The record is from RefSeq and is a predicted model, not a curated record. NCBI's taxonomy places the organism in Eukaryota, Apicomplexa, Conoidasida, Eucoccidiorida, Sarcocystidae. The transcript has a single exon. Bases 1 to 1269 code for a protein of 422 amino acids.